This is a messenger RNA of Trichechus manatus latirostris (Florida manatee), 1241 nucleotides long. Its product is annotated as histone H4. Gene Ontology annotation, cellular component: nucleosome. The record is from RefSeq and is a predicted model, not a curated record. NCBI's taxonomy places the organism in Eukaryota, Metazoa, Chordata, Mammalia, Sirenia, Trichechidae. The transcript has a single exon. Gene Ontology annotation, molecular function: structural constituent of chromatin; protein heterodimerization activity; DNA binding. Gene Ontology annotation, biological process: nucleosome assembly. Bases 23 to 334 code for a protein of 103 amino acids.
UUUCGUUAGUUAGUCCGUGAGAAUGUCUGGUCGUGGGAAGGGUGGUAAAGGUUUGGGGAAAGGUGGUGCCAAGCGCCACAGAAAGGUGCUGAGGGAUAACAUCCAGGGCAUCACAAAGCCGGCUAUCCGUCGCCUGGCGCGCCGCGGCGGCGUUAAGCGCAUUUCUGGUCUCAUUUACGAGGAGACGCGCGGCGUCCUCAAGGUGUUUUUGGAGAACGUGAUUCGGGACGCCGUGACUUACACGGAGCACGCCAAGCGCAAGACGGUGACGGCCAUGGACGUAGUCUACGCCCUAAAGCGCCAGGGCCGUACGCUCUACGGCUUCGGCGGCUGAGCCGGCCAGCUGCCCGGUCCACGGAGCAGUCGCUUAAAAAGGCCCUUUUCAGGGCCACUCUCUGGUCACGAAGGAGCUGUAAUGCUUCCAGGGGAGGAGGCGCCCCCAAUAUGGAAGUUUCCAUGUAUUCGUUUGCUGUUCGUGUUGCAAAACCAACCGUGAUUUGUUUUAAUGCUUGGUAGAUUUUGUUUAUCCACUGACUGUUAGUUGAUUUCGGCCUGGUGAGCUGGCUUCGGCUUACAAAAAGUGUUUUUUUACAGUAAAAUGUUUUAAUAUCUUUUUGUUCUUAUUUUUCAUCUAAACAUUUUAUCCGACUCGAGUUUUUUCGUAAACGAUCCGCAGUUCUCGCCUGCCUUCAGCCGGCCGCUCGGUUCUUUUUGUGUGUUGAGCUAUUGACCAGAUUGAGGUGUCGCUGCUGCAGAUAAUCAUACCGAAACGGGCUUGCAUUGGUGAACCAGAUUUUGGAUUAACCAAUUAAAUUCUGGUUUCUAUAACCACAGUAAACCACGAAAGCGGGAAAUGAGGUUUCAGAUUUUAUUUCAACAACCAAAAUGGCAGCCGUUUAACUGCGGACGCGGAAGCCGGGAGAAAGCCGUGUUGGCCGCAGCAGCGCGGAGCCGGUGGUGCGGUCCCUGAUGGCGGGCGGUGGGAUCCCGGGUUCGGCAGCCCGGCUUCUCGCAACGACGAGGAACCCAAAAAGCUGCUGCGCGUCGUGACCCAGGAGGCGGAGAGCCGCCACCGCUGUCCAGGGCAAGUAAAGCCCAUGAGUUUAUCUAAACCGAGUCUGAGGAGCAAAAAUCAAACCCAAAGGCUCUGUUUAGAGCUAGCUUACCAUUUCAAAUAAGUUUUACACAAAAAAGUCUCUUGCCCUUAGGAGUAUGUUGAAAGGGGGAAACUAUACAUAUAU